UCCCGGGCCCGCGGAAACUUGGGAGGAAAGUUGGCGGCCGGCGGCGGGGAGGCGGGAUGGCGGGCCCGGGUCCAGGCGGCCGCCGAGACCCCGCGUCGCCGGGCAACUGCGGCCCCGGCCUGCCUGCCCCAGCCUGUGCCCGGAAAUCUCCAGUGCCUGUUGGAUUUUUACCAAAAAGUUCCUAGAGUGAGGUUGCUUACGCUGCCGAUGUAGACGCGGUACAAUGAUUCAGUAGAGGCCGCGAUCAGGCGCGAGGGACCCUGGCUGCUGAAGGAUGAACGGUGAGGAGGAGUUCUUUGAUGCCGUCACAGGCUUUGAUUCUGAUAACUCUUCUGGGGAAUUUUCAGAGGCAAAUCAGAGAGUCACUGGAGUGAUUCAUGUGGACACCAGCAAAAGUAAUGGCAUUGGAAAAGUUGGGGAGAGACCCCCUCAAGAGAAUGGACUUCAAAAGCACAGGACGUCAUUACCUGCCCCAAUGUUUACCAGAAGCGACUUCAGUGUGUGGAGCAUAUUAAAAAAAUGCAUUGGCUUGGAACUGUCCAAGAUCACGAUGCCCAUUGCCUUCAACGAGCCUCUGAGUUUCCUGCAGCGGAUCACGGAGUACAUGGAGCACGUGUACCUCAUUCACAAAGCCUCCCGCCAGCCCCAGCCCCUGGACAGGAUGCAGUCCGUAGCUGCCUUUGCGGUUUCAGCUGUGGCUUCCCAGUGGGAGAGGACCGGCAAGCCAUUCAAUCCACUCUUGGGAGAGACGUACGAAUUGAUCAGGGAAGAUUUAGGAUUCAGAUUUAUAUCGGAGCAGGUCAGCCACCACCCCCCCAUUAGUGCGUUUUAUUCCGAAGGCCUCAGUCAGGACUUCCUGUUUCAUGGCUCCAUCUACCCGAAGCUGAAGUUCUGGGGGAAGAGCGUGGAGGCUGAGCCACGGGGCACCAUCACGCUGGAGCUUCUCAAACAUGACGAAGCUUACACCUGGACCAACCCUACCUGCUGCGUCCACAACGUGAUUAUUGGGAAGCUCUGGAUAGAGCAGUAUGGAACGGUGGAAAUUUUAAACCACAGAACUGGAGAUAAGUGUGUGCUUCACUUCAGACCAUGUGGAUUGUUUGGAAAAGAACUUCACAAAGUGGAAGGGCACAUUCAAGACAGAAGCAAAAAGAAGCUCUUUAUGAUCUACGGCAAAUGGACGGAGUGUCUGUGGGGCAUAGACCCUGUUGCGUAUGAGUCCUUCAAGAAGCAGGAGAGGAGAGGUGACCACCUGAGAAAGGGGAGGCCCAUGGACAACAGCUCUGAGAAGGCUGAUGGCGACGUGGUGGAUGCCGUGCCUGAGGUUCAGGAGACGGUGCAGGUCAUUCCAGGCAGCAAACUGCUCUGGAGGGUCAACACCCGGCCCCCCAACUCUGCCCAGACCUGGCGAGCCAGGAGAAGGAGCGGCUGGAGGAGAAGCAGAGAGCAGUGUGACUGUCCUGGCCCUCAGAGGCGCAGGGGUUCAGGACACAGUGGUGGUUUCACCAGGGCAGUAACCCCUACACGGGGACCCCCGACUGGUUAUACACAGGGGGCUACUUUGAGCGGGACUUCUCAGGCUGCCCAGAUAUCUACUGAGGGACCGGUUUGGCCCCAGGACCUGGAGACCGAGAGGCUGGACGCCAUCAAGUGGCUGCUUGGAGCUUCAGUCUUGGCAGAAACCAGCUUUUCUAAGGACCCUGUUCAUGGAGACGGCACCAUCCCCGGUCGAGGACUUAGUUCUAAUUAACGUUUGAUUGCCAAACAUUUUACUACUGUUGCAGUCUCUUCACAAGGCUUCGCUUGGAAUCAUCAUGUUUCCUUCAGGUUUGAAAAGGAAAAUUCUUUACAGUUCCCUUUUAUGUGAUGGAAAUUAGCUGGGGCUUCUUUAGCUUAUAGCACCCCCUUAAUUACAAAACUUAUAACUAAUGGAAGUAACAGAAAAGGUCUGUAUUCCUCCUUAUAAUGCAGUGGCAAAGGGUCUGAAAGCAUUUUAAAUUUGAACCAGUAACAGGAAAAGAUGGAUCUUGAAAACAGUCCUGCAAAGAGCUUUAUACAGGCCAGGAAUUGCUGUCUAAAUUAUGGUAAUAAAAAGUGAAGAUUCGCAAAGCAUCCGAUUGAAUGAAAUGAGGAGUUGUCAGAUUCUGUGUGUUUUUACCAAUCUUCAAUAAUGUAAAGGUUACUUUUAAAAUAUUUAAGUUAAAACUACUUGAAUAGUAUUUUGCUGAAGAGCAAGAUAUGCAUUAAUCACCAAUUGUAUUCUGUCCAAAAUGAAGCGUUACCAUGACAACCCAGGGUGGCCAGAAAUGUUGAGAGUUGCUGACAGAAAGUCCCCAACUGCUCCCAACCUUGAAGGGAACUCCACCUCUGGCCAUCUGCUCUUCUUGUCACCAGGGCUUCAUUGUCACUGCGGGCCAAGCCCAUGUCACAAAGUGAGAGUCAUUUCUUAAAAUAUUUCACCUGUACCCACAGCACUCCUGUGUUUUUGUUUUUCCCAGCAUGCAUGUUUAAAAUACAAGUGAAUCUCAUCGGUGUGCACUGUGGGAGGAGCAGAAUCAGAAUCUACUUACAGUGAUGUAAUUAAAGUUAUUUAACAAAAAAAUAGGUGUAUGUCCAUCUCAACAUACGUCUUUAUCAAGUGAUUCUUUUCUUUCUGUAGAAAUGUCAACCCAUAGAUCACGCUAGAGCUCUUUGAUCAAAGACAGUCUGCUGUGCGUGCACACACUCAUGCGCACGCACACUCAUGCACACGCGCGCACACACAAUUGUAUGGAGUGCUGGGUUCUCGAUGAGAGGGUGUCGUCAUUGUGUGUCCGCGCUACAAAAAUCACAUUUGUAAUUAAAACACUUUUAAAAGCGA
Molecule: messenger RNA, 2860 nt
Organism: Equus quagga
Lineage: Eukaryota; Metazoa; Chordata; Mammalia; Perissodactyla; Equidae
Gene: OSBPL2
Product: oxysterol binding protein like 2
Exons: 14
Coding region: 275-1750 (491 amino acids)
Cellular component (GO): cytosol; intracellular membrane-bounded organelle; membrane
Molecular function (GO): cholesterol binding
Source: RefSeq, a predicted model, not a curated record